Molecule: messenger RNA, 2943 nt
Organism: Varanus komodoensis (Komodo dragon)
Lineage: Eukaryota; Metazoa; Chordata; Lepidosauria; Squamata; Varanidae
Product: deoxyribodipyrimidine photo-lyase-like
Exons: 9
Coding region: 1-1620 (539 amino acids)
Biological process (GO): photoreactive repair
Molecular function (GO): deoxyribodipyrimidine photo-lyase activity
Source: RefSeq, a predicted model, not a curated record
AUGCCGCAGAAGAGGCAGAAGCAGAAGCGUCCCACCUCGGCAGAGGCUGAAGACAACGUGGUGGAAGACGGAGCAGUGGCAGAUGGGCUGGGAAGCCCUGGGAGAGCGGAGGUGGCGGGAGCGCUCCAGGGAGCGAAAAGGAAGAAGGUGGAAGGGGAUGCCGGAAGCGGAGGAGCCGGGGGCUUGGCGGAGACGGUGCGGCAGAGCCGCCUGAAAACGGCCCCUUCUGUGGCGGAGUUCAAGUAUAACAAGAAGCGGGUCCGCCUGAUCUCGGAGAACCCGGAUCUCAAGGAAGGCACCCGGGGCAUCGUGUACUGGAUGUCGCGAGAUCAGAGGGUGCAAGAUAACUGGGCCUUCCUCUACGCCCAGCGCCUGGCCUUGAAGCAGAAGCUCCCGCUCCACGUCUGCUUCUGCUUGGUGCCCAAGUUCCUGGAAGCCACCAUCCGCCAUUUUGGCUUCAUGCUUCAAGGCCUGAAGGAAGUGGCCGAGGAGUGCCAAGAGCUCAGCAUUCCCUUCCACCUGCUCACCGGCUUCGCCAAGGACACCCUUCCCCGCUUUGUGACGCAGCACGGCAUUGGGGGGGUGGUGACGGACUUUGCCCCUCUCCGCGUUCCCCUGCAGUGGGUGCAGGACGUCCGGGACCGGCUUCCGCCCGACGUGCCGUUUGUCCAGGUUGAUGCCCACAAUAUUGUUCCCUGCUGGGUUGCCUCUGAUAAACAGGAAUACGGGGCGAGGACGAUUCGCCGGAAGAUUCACGACCAUCUUGCAGAGUUUCUUACCGAGUUUCCGCCUGUUGUCAGGCACCCGUUCCCUGCUGGGUUCCAGGCAGAGCCCAUCGACUGGGAGGCCUGCCGCGCCAGCCUGGAGGUGGACCGCUCCGUGAAGGAGGUGGCGUGGGCGACGCCAGGCACGGCCGCCGGCCUGCUGGUGCUGGAGCAGUUCAUCCAGGAGCGGCUGCGGUUCUUCGGCACCGACAGGAACAACCCCAACCGGGCAGCCCUGAGCAACCUCUCGCCGUGGUUCCACUUCGGCCAGGUCUCUGUGCAGCGUGCCAUCUUGGAGGUGCGCAAGCACCGGGCCCGGUUCAAGGACUCGGUGGACAGCUUCAUUGAGGAGGCCGUGGUGCGGAGGGAGCUGGCCGACAACUUCUGCUUCUACAACCAGAAUUACGACCAGGUGAAAGGUGCCUAUGACUGGGCCAAGACGACCCUGGAGCUCCACUCCAAAGACAAGCGGCCGCACCUGUACACGCUGAAGCAGCUGGAGGAGGGCAAGACGCACGACCCUCUCUGGAAUGCCGCGCAGCUGCAGAUGGUUCACGAGGGGAAGAUGCAUGGCUUCCUACGGAUGUACUGGGCCAAGAAGAUCCUGGAGUGGACCAGGUCCCCCGAGGAGGCCCUGCAGUUCUCCAUCUUCCUCAACGAUCGCUACGAACUGGACGGCAGGGACCCCAACGGCUAUGUGGGCUGCAUGUGGUCCAUUUGUGGGAUCCACGACCAAGGCUGGGCGGAGCGGCCCGUCUUUGGAAAGAUCCGCUACAUGAACUACGCCGGCUGCCAGAGGAAGUUUGACGUUGGCCAGUUCGAGCGCAAGUACGGACCGCACAGAUUCACCCGGUAGCCUCUGUGGCACAUGGGCUCGGGAAGCGCCAGGGCGUGUGAGCUUUGCAGUGGAGCCGAGGCUGCUUUUGCUUUCGUGAAGAAAACAGCCGCUGUUGCUGGAGCCUCUUCUGCCUCGGCUGAUCUCCUGACCCGUCUGGGGCACCAAAGAACCCCUUUCCCACAAAGCCCGCGAGCUUCUCUGGUGGGGCAGCCCACGUUAAUUCUCCGGUAGGGGAGGGAAGGAGUCAGCUGUCGGGUGGGGAAAGGCACUCAAGCCGUUUUAAGUGGCUCGGCAGGUGAACUGACAAACCUGCCCAGGGGAGCCCUACCUGUUGGCCACACUGGAGAAGCUUUCAUGGGUUUAAGGAGCACAGCCUCUGCAGGGAAGCCUGGGAAUCAUAGUUUUGCAUGGGCACUGGAGACCACCGAGGAAAUCGCUUGGCUUUGCAGGCAGUGCUAGAACCUCUGUAAGGCAAUUGCUGCCAUGAACUCCCGUUUCCAAGACUCCCGGAGGGCAAUCACCCGUCUUGAUCGUUUGGAAGUGUUACUUGGACCCUGCUGAGUGACGGAAGAGGGGUGUCCCCAAAGGAUAAAGGGUGAUGAAUGCAGUCCGGGAGCCCUGGGAAGAGACUGCUCAAGGGGCUGCUCACCCCACCUUAGUUCAUAGGGGGUCAGAUCAGAGGUGGGCCCCUCAAGGUGCUCGCUCCUGGUACAGGGCUGUGAAGGAACAGUAUCAGCUGUGCUGGCGCUUGGGGAUCAGCCCUUCUAAAACCUUUACCAUUCUCGGUCCUUUAGGGAGAAGCAUGACAAGUCCCUUGGAUUUAGGACAAUCCUAAUGUUUUAUUCUAGCCAGGGUUACACUCCCUGCCCCCCACUCUGCAGGAUUCUGCGGGAUAAGCCAUGCUUCUAGCCUAAAAGGCCAAGCAGCUCCAGGCCUCUGGAAGUUAUGACAGGGACCGGGACCAGAGAGGGGGGGUUGGGAGUUUUCAGGGUUGGGAGUUACACCUGGCACAAAGAAAGCAACCCUGUCGGCUGAAGCGAACCUUUGCUUGCGUUGGUGGAGGGACUGGAGUGCCCGCCUGCCACGUUGAAGCUUACGGGUACUGGGACACGCAGCCGAGAUACUGCCGAAAGCCAUUUUCCCUUCUUACUGUUUUUCGCAUUUUGGUACUCGCACCCGUUUAUGCAGCUCUAGUGUUACAGACACCACUAACCAGUGUGGAAAGAUUUUCCAUUUGCUUGGUGGCAGGAGCAGCAGUUGAGGAGCGACUGUUGGAGCACUGUGGCGCAAGGCAUUUUCUCCGAAUUCCUUUUCUUCCAUAAUAAAUUUUUUAAAAAGUAA